Messenger RNA from Esox lucius (northern pike), 6138 nucleotides. It is a transcript of the gene plcl5, whose product is annotated as inactive phospholipase C-like protein 2. Gene Ontology annotation, molecular function: phosphatidylinositol-4,5-bisphosphate phospholipase C activity. The transcript is spliced from 6 exons. Gene Ontology annotation, biological process: lipid metabolic process; intracellular signal transduction. NCBI's taxonomy places the organism in Eukaryota, Metazoa, Chordata, Actinopteri, Esociformes, Esocidae. The record is from RefSeq and is a predicted model, not a curated record. The coding region runs from base 479 to 4642 and encodes 1387 amino acids.
ACGGAAGUGGAUUUCUGCAAGCGAACAACGCACACAGCGGCGCAUUGUAAAUAGCUGCAUCCCGCGGAUGCACGUGGGGAAGCUCUCCUGAUUUCUCAUAUGCGAUAGGAUAGGUGGAAAGUAGGAGCCAGGCGACGCGCGCUGAGGAAAGACGAACAUCACGUUCUUCCUCUGCAUACAGCCUUGGUGCUACCUAGAAGCUUGGAGGAAAACGAAAGCGCAUGUAAACGCUAAUUGGCCUGAACUGUUUCUUCGCGGACUCCUUAUGAAUGCAUGCAGUUAGCUAAUCACACCAGAGCACAUACGGAGCACCAUCUGUUCGAUUUACGAGUUUGAUCAGUCGGACGUGGAAUCUCCAAUUCAAUGAACUGCGCUUCGUUUUCUGGACAAGGGAUCUUAUGUGGUCUAGAUAGCCGUGGACUGUUUUGAAACAAUGGGUCUGUACAUUAGGUCGCAUGUUUUAUUGUAACGUCCUUGGAUGAUGGCAGGGGUACAAGCUUCCGAGGCUGUGUCGGGACAUUUGCUAGAUCCUACCAUAGCAGACUCUCCGGUGCAGGACCCGACACAAAUAGCGGGUUUAAACAACAAUGACGCAACCGUACUACAGUCGAUUGGCACGCGGGUAUACUUGGACGUUUCGGCGGCUGCCUUCGGCACCGGACACCAGGUCUAUGGGGCCGAGGGAGUUUACACCAACGGAAGGUACAAGGAACACGGCAGUCCUCGGACUGGCAGCAGCAGCCGCGACAAUUCAGCAGAAAGGAGUCAUGGAGCGGUGAACACACCUUGCGGCAUCAUGAAGGAUGGCUCCAAGCAACGACAAGUGAGGCAGAAAAAAACGGUCUCUUUCAGCUCCAUGCCCAAUGACCGUAAAAUCAACAGCACGGCGGCCUGCAUGGCGUACAUGAUGGAGGGCUGUGAGAUGAAGAAGGUCCGCUCCAACUCACGCAUGUACAAUCGCUACUUCCUGCUUGACCCCGACAUGCACUGGCUCCGCUGGGAGCCCUCCAAAAAGGACUCGGAGAAGGCCAAGUUGGAGAUCAAGAGCAUCAAGGAGGUCCGCCUCGGAAAGAAGACCCCCGUACUGCGCAGCAAUGGCCUGUCCGACCAGUUCCCGGAUGAGUGUGCCUUCUCCAUCAUCUACGGGGACAAUUAUGAGUCUCUGGACCUGGUGGCCAGUACUGCUGAUGUGGUCAGCACCUGGGUGAUGGGCCUCCGCUACCUGGUCUCCUAUGGGAGGCACACAGUGGUGGCUGAGCCCAGCCAGCCCAGUCUUAGAACCUCCUGGAUCGGGUCAGUGUUUGAGCUGGCUGACAUGGAGAGGAAUGGCCACAUCGACCUAUUCAGGGCCACUCAGAUCAUCAAGGGGCUCAACCCGGGCAUGAAGGAGUCCCGGAUAGAGCUGAAGUUUAAGGAGCUCCAGAAGGCCAAAGACCAGUACGGGGAGGACAUUGACACUGAGACAUUUGUGGAGGCCUACUGCGAGUUGUGCACGCGACCAGAGAUUUUCUUUUUGCUGGUGCAGUUCUCUAGCAACAAAGAGUACCUGGUCAGCAAGGACCUGAUGCUGUUUUUGGAAGUGGAGCAGGGCAUGGAGGGUGUGACAGAGGACAUGUGCCGGGAUAUCGUCCAGAAGUACGAGCCGUCUGCUGAGGGACGGGAGAAGGCGAGUCUCUCCAUCGACGGCUUCACGCACUACCUCCUCUCUUCCGAGUGUCACGUCUUCGAUCCCCAGCACAAGCGGGUGUGCCAGGACAUGAGCCAGCCGCUGUCACACUACUUCAUUAACUCCUCGCACAACGCGUCCCUCUUGGAGGACCAUUUCUGGGGCUCCUCCGACAUCAGCAGCUACAUCAGGGCCCUGAAGAUGGGCUGCCGCAGCCUGGAGGUCAUUGUGUGGGAUGGGCCUGACAAUGAACCUGUGGUCUAUGUGGGCAGCUCUGUUGCUUCUCAGCUUGCCCUCUGCAAGGUCUUGGACAUUAUAAAUCAGUAUGCAUUUGAGAGCUCAGAGUAUCCCCUGAUCCUCUGCCUGGUGACGCACUGCUGUGUCCUUCAGCAGAGGGUCAUGGCCCAGCACAUGAAGAAGAUCCUGGGGGACAAGCUUUAUGUGGAUGCCCCCAACCCAGAGGACCAUUACCUACCCUCUCCAGACAAACUUAAGGGUAAGAUUCUGCUGAAGGGCAAGCAGCUGCCCCCCAACUACCCAGAGUCGGAGGGCGAGGUGACGGACGAGGAGGAGGGUCUGGAGAUGUCUAGGAGGGUGGGGGUGGAUGACAGGGACCAUCUCAAUGGUCUGGGAAGCAAACGGCUGAGGCUGUGUAAGGAACUCUCUGACCUGGUCUCCCUCUGUAAAUCAGUGCAGUUCAGAGACUUUGACAUCUCCAAGAGAGAACAGAAGUACUGGGAGAUGUGCUCUUUUAAUGAGGUGGACGCCAACAGGUUCGCUAACGAGUACCCAGAGGAUUUUGUGUGCUACAACAAGAGGUUCCUCUCUAGAGUGUACCCCAGCCCAAUGCGGAUCGACGCCAGCAACAUGAACCCCCAGGACUUCUGGAAGUGCGGUUGCCAGAUUGUGGCCAUGAACUACCAGACCCCGGGCUUGAUGAUGGACCUGAACCUGGGAUGGUUCCGGCAGAACGGCAACUGUGGCUACGUGUUGCGGCCGGCCAUCAUGAGAGAGGAGGUGUCCUACUUCAGCGCCAACGCGCGGGACUCCCUGCCCGGGGUGUCCGCCCAGCUACUUCACAUCAAGUUGAUCAGUGGCCAGAACCUGCCGAAGCCCCGUGGCUCAGCUGCUAAGGGGGACGUGGUGGAGCCCUACAUUUACGUGGAGAUCCACGGCAUCCCGGCCGAUUGUGCCGAGCAGAGGACCAAGACGGUCUCUCAGAACGGGGACAACCCCAUCUUCGACGAGAGCUUCGACUUCCAGAUCAACCUGCCGGAGCUUGCCGCGCUGCGCUUCGUCGUGCUGGAUGAUGACUACAUCGGGGACGAGUUCAUCGGUCAGUACACCAUCCCGUUCGAGUGUCUUCAGCCGGGCUACAGACAUGUCCCCCUGCAGUCCCUGACGGGAGAGUUCCUACCCAACUGCACCCUGUUUGUGCAUGUGGCCAUCACCAACAGGAGGGGUGGGGGCAAGGCCCAUAAGAGGGGCCUGUCGGUGAGGAAGGGCCGGAAGGCCCGGGAGUACACCUCCACCAAGACCACUGGCAUCAAGGUGGUGGACGAGCUCUUCAGAGCCUCAACGCAGCCUUUAAGGGAAGCCACAGACCUCCGGGAGAAUGUACAGAAUGCCAUGGUGUCGUUCAAGGAGCUGUGCGGUCUGACCCCAGCGGCCAACAUGAAGCAGUGCAUCCUGACUGUGUCCACGUGGCUGAUGAACAGCGAGCGGUCCCUCAGGGUCACGGUGGACCUGAGUGAGGCCUACCCCACCAUGGAGGCUCGGGGUCCGGUCCCUGAGCUCCUGAGGAAGGUCCUCAACGCCUACGACAUGAUGAUCCAGACCAGUCGGACCCUGAUGGAGUCGGCCGACGUGGUCCACUCCAAGCUCACACAAGCACAACGGGCAGGACUGGACUUCCACGAGGACCUUCACAGGAUUGGGGCCAAGGAGGGCCUGAAGGGCCGAAAGCUACAGAAGGCUAUGGAAAGCUAUGCAUGGAACAUCACCGUCCUCAAGGGCCAGGCAGAUCUCCUGAAGCAUGCCAAGAGUGAGGCACUGGACACGCUUCGUCAGAUCCACUGUGCCGCUCAGUCCUGUGGCCUGAGUAAGAACGAAGCAGCCUCCCCUCAGCUCCAACACAAUCCAGCGCAGGCUCAGCUUCAGUCUCAAACCCACCAUCCAGCCCAACCUUAUCUCCAAGCCCACCCUCCGUCACAGUCUCUGACUCAACCCCAAGCCCAGCUCCAGACCCACCAUCAUCCCCAGACCCACCAUCAUCCCCAGACCCACCCUCAGCCCCAGACCCACCAUUAUCCCCAGACACUGCCUCAUCCCCUGACCCACCCUCAUCCCCAGACUCAUCCCCAGACCCUGCCUCAUCCCCUGAACCACCCCCAGACCCAGCCUCAGACCCUGACUCACACCCUGACCCACCCUCAUCCCCAGACCCUGCCUCAUCCCCUGAACCACCCCCAGACCCAGCCUCAUCUCCAGACCCACCCCCAGACCCUGACACACACCCUGACCCAACCUCAUUCCCUGACCCAGCCUCAGACCCAGCCUCAUCCCCAGACCCUGACUCACACCCUGACCCAACCUCAUUCCCUGACCCAGCCUCAGACCCAGACCCAGCCUCAUCCCCAGACCCUGACUCACACCCUGACCCAACCUCAUUCCCUGACCCAGCCUCAGACCCAGCCUCAUCCCCAGACCCUGACUCACACCCUGACCCAACCUCAUUCCCUGACCCAGCCUCAGACCCAGCCUCAUCCCCAGACCCUGCCUCACACCCUGACCCAACCUCAUCUCCAAACCCAGCGUCAUCCCCAGACCCAGGCUCAUCCGCAGACCGUGUCUCAUCCCCUGAGCCAGCCUCAGCGCCUGCCCCCGCUUCCACCUCAGCCUCCACAGUACAGGGCAGCAGGAUGUCACAAUGCCAUCCCUGAGAACGACGACAUGGCCAGUGAAGGUUCUUGCUGACCCGUUGCCUGUACCCGACAUGGAGUUCACCCAAAGAGAGACAGAGAGAAAAAGAUAGAGAGACAGAGGGAGCUAGCAAGGCAGACAGAGGAGGAGCAAAGGAUGAUUCCUUUAACCCCCCCAAAGAUGGACAGACACAGUGGGACCGAAAGAAAGAGUGAGAUGGAGAGAGAAAAGGAGAGGGUAAAAUUGAGGGUUAAGGAAAAAGGGCAGGAAACAGAUAAAGCGAUAAAUAGUGAGAGGGAAACACGGGAAGAGAAACAGCACAUUGUGCACGGAAUGGGGAAGAAAACUAGUUGCAAAAGACAAGAGACGCUAGUUUGAAAACGGGUUGUCAUCGAGUCAACAAAGAUAUGUCCAUUGUUGAGUUGGUCAAUCAGGACGGUUUCUGUCUCUCUCUGCUGUGUCCAGCACUGGUCCUGCGGGUACAGGCACAACAUUCACUGGCCAUUACAUUCCCCUACAGCCCAUAGCAUACCCAGGACCACCUCCUCCUCGCCGCGACCAUCUCCUUCACCACCUCCUCACUUGUGUUUAAUCCACAUGCCGGUAGUUCUGAAGCAUUGCCCUAAGCUUCAACCAAUCCCCAUUUGCCUUGCUCUGUGAGGAGGCGGCCAUUUUACGUCCACACAGACCCUGAGGUCUGUAGGGACCCCGAAGCUAAAGGACCAUUACUGCACAAACAAACCUUGUCUCUGUGAGAGAGACGGUAGAGGACUGCAGCUGUGCAGACCCGCCUACUGGUAUCUUCACAUGGGCCCAACCGCUCCGUACCGAGCCCUGAGCUGUCACUCUUUAUUGUCAAUCACAACAUGACUGGAUUCUGCCGUGGUAGGGGGUUUCCCUGACACCUCACCAGGGGCUGUAUACGUUACGUCUUGUAUGUUGCCGUCGUCGUCCCAUGAAUGGAGUGUGACCAUGCUCGGCUCCGCUCCAGGUCUCUGAGGUAUAUACUAGCUAAAGCUCACCAGCGCGUUUUAAACUGGAACAGUCUGUCAACCUCAUCUUUCCUGAAGGGACCGAUGGACGCUCUGGGUCAAAUGUCACAAGAGCAGCAUAGACCUGGGGCUGAUUUCUGCGGUUAAACAAACACCUAACCUAUGAGAGAAAAUAGGAAUCUAUAUGUAUACCUAAUGUAUUUUCAAGUAACAGAGACACUUGACAUUUAUCUGAAUUUAUUUGAUAUUUCCUCCCUGAAACAAAACACCCUGUUAACAAUUGAUAUUCUGAUUAUUAUUGAUGUUAGUUAUAUAUUAAUAUUCCAGUUAUUUUAUAUACAGUACAUUGCUUCUACAUAUACAAUGACUUAAAACCGGUUGUUGUGUGAUACAGAUGAUGACAGGGCCAUUAGGGUGCUGGGGUAUGGGGUUAAGGUGGGUGUGGCUUGGGGGUCAUCUUCCCAAAACUAGGAUCAAACCAACGAUAACCUGAUUUGUGUUUCAUGCAAAGUAAUGUGGAUUCUCCUUCCAAUGGCCCAUUAAACUGGCUUCAUUGUU